AGAAAAUAAACAAACCCAUAACAUAACAGAAAAGGGGCUGAAACCCGAGAAUGUCAUCACCUACUGUACUUGUCUUCAACUAGUACCACCUUAGACAUAGUAGGUUCCUAACACCCGUCAUUUUCACUCGGAAAAGAAAAAUCUUAAGAAACCCUCAAACCCCCCCUACUUCAAACAAUGGGCUCCUCAGACAUCGCGCCCCCCCAUGCGCCCCCCUGGCUCGUCCCCCUCUCCACCGCCUUCCUCAUGGCCGGCGUCGCCUUCUGGUGCGCGACCUACAUCCUCAUGACGCUCCGCAGCCUCUCCACACGUUCCUACGGGAUGCCGAUCCUCGGGCUGGCCGUGAACGUGAGCUGGGAGGUCGUGUACGGGUUCUACGUGGCGGAGAUGCCGUUCGAGCGGCUCGGCUUCGCGCUGUGGCUGCUGCUCGACCUCGGGCUCGUCUACACCACCGUCCGCUUCGCGCCCGACGACUGGGCCGGGUCGAAUGCGAGUGUUGGCCGCCGCAUGCCGGAGAUCUUGGCGGGGUUGUUGGCGCUGGGGUGCUGGGGCCACUAUGCGUUUGCGAAGUGGUGGCUGUCGCGCCCCGGGAUAGGCGUUGGGGAUAAGACGGGGAAGUGGUAUUAUGGGAUGGAUGGGUACGAUACCACGGAGCUGGCGUACUGGUCGGCGGGGUUUUCGCAGCUGGUCCUGAGUAGCUCGAGCGUGGCGAUGCUGAUUGUUCGUGGGCAUUCCGGAGGGACUGGGUACAUGAUUUGGCUCUGCAGGUUCAUCGGGUCACUUUCUGGCAUGGGACUCUGUAACGGCGUGCUGUGGUGGUACUGGCCGGAAGCGCACUCUUAUUGGACGCAACCGAUGAGCAUAUUCAUGUGCGGUCUGUCUCUGAUGUGCGACGUCAUAUAUCCCUAUGUUCUUUGGCGUGUUCGCCAGACAGAAAUAGUGUUGCCCGAUGGAAGGUUGGUAGGGUCUCACAUGGCGGAUCUAAAGACGAAAAAGGGGCAGUGAUUAGAUGUGUAAUCUUUGAUGCAAACUAGUUAUAUUUCACUGUUAUACUUAAUCACCCCUUACUCUGUAAUAUACGCCAAUGUCCCAGCAGAUGAUUGCCAUCAAUAGGAACAAGACGGUCUCUAUAA
Messenger RNA from Hypoxylon fragiforme, 1133 nucleotides. RefSeq lists its product as uncharacterized. Gene Ontology annotation, molecular function: lyase activity. The transcript is spliced from 2 exons. Lineage: Eukaryota; Fungi; Ascomycota; Sordariomycetes; Xylariales; Hypoxylaceae. Bases 178 to 1005 code for a protein of 275 amino acids. The record is from RefSeq and is a predicted model, not a curated record.